UUUGCUCUGAGGACAGUUGGUUUAUUCUCAUGAAGAUGGAGAGCUGCUUGUUCAUUCUCUUAGUCUCAUUUCUGCUCAUGUCCUCCACAGCCAACAGUGAUGUGAGGCUGGUGAAUGGAAACAGUCCUUGUGAGGGAAGAGUGGAGGUUCUUCAUCAAGGACAGUGGGGAACUGUGUGUGGUUUGGGCUGGGAUAUAACUGAUGCCUCAGUGGUGUGUAGACAGAUCAUGUUCUGUGGAGAUGCUGUAGCAGCACCGCAAUACGGUCACUUUGGAGAAGGAACAGGAAAGAUCUGGUUGUCCUACGUGAACUGUGGAGGUUCGGAAUCAACACUGAAUGGUUGUAGACAUGACGGAUGGGGUACUGUUUAUAACUGCGGACAUUCUGAAGACGCUGGAGUCAUCUGCUCAGGUUUAGCUGUACGCCUGGCAGGGGGACCUCGUCCGUGUUCUGGGAGACUAGAAUUCCAUCAUAAAGAAUCAUGGUACACAGUGUGUGACCCCGACUUCGACCUCCAGGACGCAAAGGUUGUGUGUCGACAGCUGGGCUGUGGGACACCUGUACAGGUGCAGCGAGCAGCAGUUUUUGGUAAAGGGGACGAGCAGGUGUGGAAGAACAAGGUUGAGUGCGGAGGUGAUGAACAUAAUUUUGGUCAGUGUGUGAGAUCAUCCACAAAGGACACAAAGUGCACUCAUGACACUGAUGUGGGACUGGAGUGUUUUUGGUACACAAACGGCAGGCUGGUGGACGGUCCAGACUCCUGCUCUGGGAGAGUGGAGUUACAGUACCUCACUGAGUGGGGCACAAUGUGUGAUGCAUCCUGGGAUCUGAGAGCAGCCAAUGUCCUCUGUCAGCAGCUGGGCUGUGGGAGCGCUGUGGCAGUGCCAGGACAGGCCUGGUUUGGAAAGGGCAGUGGCCCCAUCUGGGCUGAUGUGUUUGAAUGCCAGGGGGAGGAGACACACCUGUCCCAGUGUGCCGUUUCUUCAUGGAACCGAGCUCCAUGCUCUCAUGGACAUGAUGCAGGAGUCAUCUGUAAUGGAUCAUCUCUCUCAACCCUCAAUGGGACGGUCCGACUGUCUGGAGAAGGUGGCUGUGGGGGUCAGUUGGAGGUUCACUACCAGCAUACCUGGAGCAGGGUUCUCCUGGACUCCUGGAGCUUCAGGGAGGCUGCUGUGGUCUGCAGACAGCUGGGCUGUGGUUCUGCAGUGAGGAUCUACAGCUCCUCCCUGUCUGGGACAGGGGACACUGAUGUGUGUCUCACAGGGUAUCAGUGCUCUGGGACUGAGUCUCACCUGUUCAACUGCAGUGCUCCAGAUACAGUCAACUGCAGUUCCAGCUCAUAUGUGUCCAUAGUGUGUUCCAAACACAGGUCCCUGAGGCUGGUGGGUGGUGAGGGUCGCUGUGCAGGGAGGCUGGAGGUGUUCCACCAGGACUCCUGGGGGACAGUGUGUGAUGACUCCUGGGACCUGAAUGAUGCUCAGGUGGUGUGCAGGCAGCUCCAGUGUGGGACGGCUCUCCGCUCUACCUCUUUUGGUCCAGGAAAUGGAUCUAUAUGGCUGGAUGAGGUGGGCUGUGUGGGGAACGAAUCAUCUCUGUGGGACUGUCCCUCUUCACAGUGGGGGAACCAUGACUGCGUUCACAAGGAGGAUGUUGGAGUUGAGUGUUCAGAGUACAAAGAUCUGAGACUGGCUGAACGUUGCUCCGGGCAGGUGGAGGUUUACUACAAUGGCACCUGGGGAAACGUGUGUUUCAGUCAAAUGGAGACCAAUACAGCAAGUCUAAUAUGUCAGCAACUCAACUGUGGGAAGAGCGGGACUGUUUCUAAUACAGAAUCUCGACUGAAAGGAGCUCCAAACUGGCUGGAUAUUGUCAAAUGUCGCCCACAUGACUCCACACUGUGGCAGUGUCCAUCCUCUCCCUGGGGACAGAAUAAAUGUGAUGAUGGUGAAGUGGCCCUCAUUACCUGUGAACAAAAAAAUGUGGCUUUGAAGGGAACGGCAACUCAGUCGUCCCAAUAUGACUCUUAUGGUGCUGCUGGCAAUGCUAUUGAUGGAAACAGAAAUACAAAGUAUACAGAUGGGUCCUGCACUCACACCAAGCAGGACUCCAAACCAUGGUGGAGACUGGACCUGCAGGAUGUUUUCACUGUGACCUCAGUGACCAUCACCAACAGAGGGGACUGCUGCUCAGAGAGAAUCGAUGGGGCAGAGAUUCGUGUUGGAAACUCCCUGGAUGACAAUGGCAACCAGAAUCCCCUAUGUGCAGUGGUUCCCUCCAUUGCAGAAGGACAGUCCAGUUCGUUCCAGUGUAAUUGGACAAUGGGACGCUAUGUCAACGUGGUCCUCCCAAAACCCGGCAUCCUGACUCUGUGUGAAGUUGAAGUUAAUGGACACGAUAGCAGUGGCUACCUGCCCCUGAGACUGCAGGGGGGCAACAGGAUGUGCUCAGGGAGGGUGGAGCUGUGGUAUGAGGGCUCCUGGGGGACCAUCUGUGAUGACUUAUGGGACAUAAAUGAUGCCCAGGUGGUCUGCAGACAGCUGGGUUGUGGGACAGCACUGAAGGCUCAUGGGAAUGCUGCGUUUGGGAGAGGAAACGGUCCAAUUUGGCUGAAUGAGGUAAAGUGCUGGGGCAGUGAGCUCCACCUGCGGGACUGUCCUCACUCUCUUCAGGACCACAGGACCUCCUGCUCUCACAAAGAGGAUGCUGGUGUCACCUGUGAAGGCUUAUCUUCUGAAUUUACAUCUACUACAGAAAUUCCAGGAACAUCCACAACUAAAACCUCAGCAAGACCAGAUGUUACCAAAGCACCACGCCAACCACCCUUGUCCAUCCCUCUUGUGGUGUUCCUGGUGCUGGGGGCUCUGCUCUUCCUACUGCUGGUGCUUCUGGCUGGACAGUUGUACCAGAACAGGGUUCUGAAGAGAGCCCUGUACCAGGGGGGUCUCACCCCUCUGCAUGAGGCCAUUUAUGAAGAGAUAGAGUACAACUUGACCAGGGGAGAGACGUACAGAAACCCCAGAAAAGGAAGUGUCCUGUCUGAGGAUGUGCCCUCUGGGUAUGAAGAUGUGGAGGACAGUGAGGGAGACCCCUUCUCAGACAGUGAUGUGAAGCUGGUGGACGGUGACAGUCCCUGUGCUGGGAGAGUGGAGGUUCUUCAUGAAGGACAGUGGGGAACUGUAUGUGGACGUGGCUGGGAUAUAAAUGAUGCGUCAGUGGUGUGUAGACAGGUGUUCUGUGGAGAUGCUGUAGCAGCACCGCAAUACGGACACUUUGGAGCAGGAGAAGGGAAGAUCUGGAUGAAUUAUGUCUCCUGCAAGGGGUCAGAGAAAACAUUGAAGAUCUGUGGACAUAAAGGAUGGGGUAAACAUGACUGUACUCAUUCUGGUGAUGCCUCAGUCAUCUGCUCAGGUCACAGAGACGUGCGACUGGUACAGGGUACACACCUGUGUUCGGGGAGAGUGGAGAUUCAGCAUGGAACUACCUGGGGUUCAGUGUGUGACGCUGACUUUGACCUGCAGGAUGCCGAAGUUGUGUGUCGGCAGCUGGGCUGCGGGAUCCCUGCGAAGGUGCUGGGAGGGUCUGCCUUUGGGAAGGGGGGAUACCAAAUGUGGACAGAGGAGAUUCAGUGUACAGGGAACGAGUCAAACGUUUACUCCUGUCCGAAAUCAUCCACAAAGAAACAGAACUGCUCACAUGAUGACAGCGUGGGACUCGUGUGUUCUGGGUACACAAACUCCAGACUGGUGGACGGCCCAGACUCCUGCUCCGGGAGGGUGGAGUUACAGUACCUCACUGAGUGGGGCACAGUGUGUGAUGCAUCCUGGGAUCUGAGAGCAGCCAAUGUCCUCUGUCAGCAGCUGGGCUGUGGGAGCGCUGUGGCAGUACCAGGACAGGCCUGGUUUGGAGAGGGCAAGGGUUCCGUCUGGGCUGAUGUGUUUGAGUGUCAGGGGAAGGAGAUACACCUGUCCCGGUGUGUCGUUUCUUCAUGGAACCGAGCUCCAUGCUCUCAUGAACACGUUUCAGGAAUCAUCUGUAAUGGAUCAUCUCUCUCCAACCUCGAUGGGAUGGUCCGACUGUCUGGAGAGAGUGGCUGUGAGGGUCAAUUGGAGGUUCACUACCAGCACACAUGGAGCAGAGUUCUCCUGGACUCCUGGAGCUUCAAGGAGGCUGCUGUGGUCUGCAGACAGCUGGGCUGUGGUUCUGCAGUGAGGAUCUACAGCUCCUCCAUGUCUGGGACAGGGGACACUGAUGUGUGUCUCACAGGGUAUCAGUGCUCUGGGACUGAGUCUCACCUGCUCAACUGCAGUGCUCCACACACAUUCAGCUGCAGUUCCAGCCCAUAUGUGUCCAUAGCAUGUUCCAAACACAGGUCCCUGAGGCUGGUGGGUGAUGAGGGCGGCUGUGCAGGGAGGCUGGAGGUGUUCCACCAGGGCUCCUGGGGGACAGUGUGUGAUGACUCCUGGGACCUGAAUGAUGCUCAGGUGGUGUGCAGGCAGCUCCAGUGUGGGACGGCUCUCCGCUCCACCUCUUUUGGUCCAGGAAAUGGAUCUAUAUGGCUGGGUAAAGUGGGCUGUGUGGGAAACGAAUCAUCUCUAUGGGACUGUCCCUCUGCACAGUGGAGACAGCAUGACUGUGGACAUGAGAAAGAUGUAGGAGUUGUGUGUUCAGACCUGAGACUGGCUGAUGGUUGCUCUGGCCAGUUGGAGGUUUACUACAAUGACACCUGGGGAAACGUGUGUUUCAAUGAAAUGGACAAAAACAUAGCAACUCUCAUAUGUCAGCAACUCAACUGCGGAACGAGUGGAACUGUUUCAAGUGCAGGAUCUCGACUGAAAGGCGCUCCAAACUGGCUGGAUUCUGUCAAAUGUCGCCCACAUGACUCCACACUGUGGCAGUGUCCAUCCUCUCCCUGGGGACACAACACAUGUGGCGAUAAUGACGUCGCCAAUAUUACCUGUGAAAGCAGUGACGUGAGGCUGGUGAACGGGAACAGUCGCUGUGCUGGGAGAGUGGAGAUUCUUCAUCAAGGACAGUGGGGAACUGUGUGCAGUGAUGACUGGGAUAUGACUGAUGCUGCAGUGGUGUGUAGACAGCUGGGCUGUGGAGAUGCUGUAGACGCACCUCUCAAUGCUCGCUUUGGUCCAGGAACUGGGAACAUUUGGAAAGACGACACUUUCUGUGGAGGCACCGAACCAACACUGAAGGAGUGUGCGUCACGUAGAUGGGGAGAACAUAACUGUGAUCAUAAUGAGGAUGCUGGGGCCAUCUGCUCAGGUCAUCAAGAUGUGCGACUGGUACAGGGUACACACCUGUGUUCGGGGAGAGUGGAGAUUCAGCAUGGAAUUACCUGGUACACAGUGUGUGAUGCUGACUUUGACCUGCAGGAUGCCGAAGUUGUGUGUCGGCAGCUGGGCUGCGGGAUCCCUACGAAGGUGCUGGGAGGGUCUGCCUUUGGGAAGGGGGGAUACCAAAUGUGGACAGAGGAGAUUCAGUGUACAGGGAACGAGUCAAAUGUUUACUCCUGUCCGAAAUCAUCCACAAAGAAACAGAAUUGCUCACAUGAUGACAGCGUGGGACUUGUGUGUUCUGGGCAUACAAACGACAGACUGGUGGACGGCCCAGACUCCUGCUCCGGGAGGGUGGAGUUACAGUACCUCACUGAGUGGGGCACAGUGUGUGAUGCAUCCUGGGAUCUGAGAGCAGCCAAUGUCCUCUGUCAGCAGCUGGGCUGUGGGAGAGCUGUGGCAGUGCCAGGACAGGCCUGGUUUGGAAAGGGCAAGGGUUCCGUCUGGGCUGAUGUGUUUGAGUGUCAGGGGAAGGAGACACACCUGUCCCAGUGUGUUGUUUCUUCAUGGAACCGAGCUCCAUGCUCUCAUGAACAUGAUUCAGGAGUCAUCUGUACCGGAUCAUCUCUCUCCAACCUCGAUGGGAUGGUCCGACUGUCUGGAGAGAGUGGCUGUGAGGGUCAAUUGGAGGUUCACUACCAGCACACAUGGAGCAGAGUUCUCCUGGACUCCUGGAGCUUCAAGGAGGCUGCUGUGGUCUGCAGACAGCUGGGCUGUGGUUCUGCAGUGAGGAUCUACAGCUCCUCCCUGUCUGGGACAGGGGACACUGAUGUGUGUCUCACAGGGUAUCAGUGCUCUGGGACUGAGUCUCACCUGCUCAACUGCAGUGCUCCACACACAUUCAGCUGCAGUUCCAGCCCAUAUGUGUCCAUAGCAUGUUCUAAACACAGGUCCCUGAGGCUGGUGGGUGAUGAGGGCGGCUGUGCAGGGAGGCUGGAGGUGUUCCACCAGGGCUCCUGGGGGACAGUGUGUGAUGACUCCUGGGACCUGAAUGAUGCUCAGGUGGUGUGCAGGCAGCUCCAGUGUGGGACGGCUCUCCGCUCCACCUCUUUUGGUCCAGGAAAUGGAUCUAUAUGGCUGGGUAAAGUGGGCUGUGUGGGAAACGAAUCAUCUCUAUGGGACUGUCCCUCUGCGCAGUGGAGACAGCAUGACUGUGGACAUGAGAAAGAUGUAGGAGUUGUGUGUUCAGACCUGAGACUGGCUGAUGGUUGCUCUGGCCAGUUGGAGGUUUACUACAAUGACACCUGGGGAAACGUGUGUUUCAAUGAAAUGGACAAAAACAUAGCAACUCUCAUAUGUCAGCAACUCAACUGCGGAACGAGUGGAACUGUUUCAAGUGCAGGAUCUCGACUGAAAGGCGCUCCAAACUGGCUGGAUUCUGUCAAAUGUCGCCCACAUGACUCCACACUGUGGCAGUGUCCAUCCUCUCCCUGGGGACACAACACAUGUGGCGAUAAUGACGUCGCCAAUAUUACCUGUGAAAGCAGUGACGUGAGGCUGGUGAACGGGAACAGUCGCUGUGCUGGGAGAGUGGAGAUUCUUCAUCAAGGACAGUGGGGAACUGUGUGCAGUGAUGACUGGGAUAUGACUGAUGCUGCAGUGGUGUGUAGACAGCUGGGCUGUGGAGAUGCUGUAGACGCACCUCUCAAUGCUCGCUUUGGUCCAGGAACUGGGAACAUUUGGAAAGACGACACUUUCUGUGGAGGCACCGAACCAACACUGAAGGAGUGUGCGUCACGUAGAUGGGGAGAACAUAACUGUGAUCAUAAUGAGGAUGCUGGGGCCAUCUGCUCAGGUCAUCAAGAUGUGCGACUGGUACAGGGUACACACCUGUGUUCGGGGAGAGUGGAGAUCCAGCAUGGAACUACCUGGUACACAGUGUGUGACGCUGACUUUGACCUGCAGGAUGCCGAAGUUGUGUGUCGGCAGCUGGGCUGCGGGAUCCCUGCGAAGGUGCUGGGAGGGUCUGCCUUUGGGAAGGGGGGAUACCAAAUGUGGACAGAGGAGAUUCAGUGUACAGGGAACGAGUCAAAUGUUUACUCCUGUCUGAAAUCAUCCACAAAGAAACAGAAUUGCUCACAUGAUGACAGCGUGGGACUUGUGUGUUCUGGGCAUACAAACGCCAGACUGGUGGACGGCCCAGACUCCUGCUCCGGGAGGGUGGAGUUACAGUACCUCACUGAGUGGGGCACAGUGUGUGAUGCAUCCUGGGAUCUGAGAGCAGCCAAUGUCCUCUGUCAGCAGCUGGGCUGUGGGAGCGCUGUGGCAGUGCCAGGACAGGCCUGGUUUGGAGAGGGCAAGGGUUCCGUCUGGGCUGAUGUGUUUGAGUGUCAGGGGAAGGAGACACACCUGUCCCAGUGUGUUGUUUCUUCAUGGAACCGAGCUCCAUGCUCUCAUGGACAUGAUUCAGGAGUCAUCUGUAAUGGAUCAUCUCUCUCCAACCUCGAUGGGACGGUCCGCCUGUCUGGAGAGAGUGGCUGUGAGGGUCAGUUGGAGGUUCACUACCAGCACACCUGGAGCAGAGUUCUCCUGGACUCCUGGAGCAUCAGGGAGGCCUCUGUGGUCUGCAGACAGCUGGGCUGUGGUUCUGCAGUGAGGAUCUACAGCUCCUCCAUGUCUGGGACAGGGGACACUGAUGUGUGUCUCACAGGGUAUCAGUGCUCUGGGACUGAGUCUCACCUGGUCAACUGCAAUGCUCCACACUCAUUCAACUGCAGUUCCAGCCCAUAUGUGUCCAUAGUGUGUUCUAAACACAGGUCCCUGAGGCUGGUGGGUGAUGAGGGUGGCUGUGCAGGGAGGCUGGAGGUGUUCCACCAGGGCUCCUGGGGGACAGUGUGUGAUGACUCCUGGGACCUGAAUGAUGCUCAGGUGGUGUGCAGGCAGCUCCAGUGUGGGACGGCUCUCCGCUUUACCUCUUUUGGUCCAGGAAACGGAUCCAUCUGGCUGGGUAAAGUGGGCUGUGCAGGGAAUGAAUCAUCUCUGUGGGACUGUCCCUCUGCACAGUGGGGAAACCAUGACUGCGUUCACAAGGAGGAUUUGGGAGUUGUGUGUUCAGAGUAUAAAUAUCUGAGACUGGCUGAAGGUUGUUCUGGCCAGUUGGAGGUUUACUAUAAUGACACCUGGGGAAAUGUGUGUUUUAAUCAAAUGGACAGAAACACAGCAAGUCUAAUAUGUCAGCAACUCAACUGUGGGAAGAGUGGAACUGUUUCUAGUACAGGAUCUCGAGUGAAAGGAGCUCCACACUGGCUAGAUAUUGUUGAAUGUCGCCCACAUGACUCCACACUGUGGCAGUGUCCAUCCUCUCCCUGGGGACAGAAUAAAUGUGAUGAUGAGGAAGUUGCCCUUAUUACCUGUGACCCUGGAGAGAAGACUGAUGUUCCACGUAGCUAUGUACAGUGUUCUACUGCUGCCAGCCAGAAACUGUGUUCCAGCCACCUGCCCCUCAGAUUGCAGGGGGAUAACAGGACAUGCUCAGGGAGAGUGGAGCUGUGGUAUGAGGGCUCCUGGGGGACCAUCUGUGAUGACUUAUGGGACAUAAAUGAUGCCCAGGUGGUCUGCAGACAGCUGGGCUGUGGAGCAGCACUGAAGGCUCAUGGGAAUGCUGCCUUUGGGAGAGGAAAUGGCUCCAUUUGGCUGAAUGAGGUGAAGUGCAGGGGUGAUGAGCUCCACCUGUGGGACUGUCCUCACUCUCUUCAGGACCACAGGACCUCCUGCUCUCACAAAGAGGAUGCUGGUGUCACCUGUGAAGGCAUAUCUUCUGAAUUCACAUCUACUACAGAAAUUCCAGGAACAUCCACAACUAAAACCUCAGCAAGACCAGAUGUUACCAAAGCACCACGCCAAACACCCUUGUCCAUCCCUCUUGUGGUGUUCCUGGUGCUGGGGGCUCUGCUCUUCCUACUGCUGGUGCUUCUGGCUGGACAGUUGUACCAGAACAGGGUUCUGAAGAGAGCCCUGUAUCAGGGGGGUCUCACCCCUCUGCAUGAGGCCAUUUAUGAAGAGGUAGAGUACAACUUGACCAGAGGAGAGAUGUACAGAAACCCCAGAAAAGGUGACAACAUCUUAUUGUCCUCUUCAUAUUUGGAAAGAAGGUAGCUAACGGAAAUCAAAAAGCAUUCACAUUAUUUGGCAAAAUGUUGUACUUUAACAAUGACUCAUUCAUUAUUCAUUAUUCAGGUAGGAAGUUACCAUGGAAUAUUACUAAAUGUAGUUUUGGCCCAUGCAGAUACUCUUUAAAAGGGCAAAACAUACGGUGGCUGGAAGGGCUUAGGAAUUUUUUAGAAAAUUAAAACAGUCUUCGGGUUUUUUGACAAUUAAGAAGCUUUUACUGAUGGUAAAGACAAUAGGAAAAAAGUUGAAAAGUGCCUAGAAAGGUAAACACUGCAAAUCCUUAUGUGAAAAGCUAUAGGAGGCUAAGAAGAGAAAAUGUUUUUAUUUUUAGUAAUAUCAAUUUAGCUUUAACUUUAACAUAAUAUAAAGUUAAUA
Scleropages formosus (Asian bonytongue) is the source of this 9830-nucleotide messenger RNA. Its product is annotated as deleted in malignant brain tumors 1 protein-like. Lineage: Eukaryota; Metazoa; Chordata; Actinopteri; Osteoglossiformes; Osteoglossidae. The coding region runs from base 30 to 9440 and encodes 3136 amino acids. The transcript is spliced from 39 exons. Gene Ontology annotation, cellular component: membrane. The record is from RefSeq and is a predicted model, not a curated record.